AUGCAGUACAACUUCAAGAAGAUCACCACGGUGCCCACGGCGAAGGACUUCAUCGACGUCGUCCUGUCCCGCACGCAGCGCCAGACCCCCACGGUGGUCCACCGCGGCUACGCCAUCACCCGCAUCCGCCAGUUCUACAUGCGCAAGGUCAAGUACACCCAGACCUCGUGGAACGAGAAGCUCUCCAAGAUCCUCGAGGACUUCCCCCGCGUCGACGACAUCCAUCCCUUCUACAGCGACCUCCUCAACGUUCUGUACGACAAGGACCACUACAAGCUCGCGCUCGGGCAGCUCAACACCGCCAAAAACAUCAUCGACAAGAUCGCCAAGGACUACGUCAAGCUCCUCAAGUACGGCGACUCGCUCUACCGAUGCAAGCAGCUCAAGCGAGCGGCGCUGGGACGCAUGUGCACCAUCAUGAAGAAGCACGCCGCGUCGCUCGCGUACCUCGAGCAGGUCAGGCAGCACAUGUCCCGCCUCCCGUCCAUCGACCCGAACACGAGGACGAUCCUGGUGUGCGGCUAUCCCAACGUGGGUAAGUCGUCGUUCAUGAACAAGGUGACCCGAGCCGACGUGGAGGUUCAGCCGUACGCAUUCACCACAAAGUCAAUCUACGUUGGUCACACCGACUACAAGUACCUCCGGUGGCAGGUUCUGGACACUCCGGGUAUCCUGGACAGGCCCCUCGAGGAGAGGAACACGAUCGAGAUGCAGUCCAUCACCGCCAUGGCGCACUUGCGCGCGGUGGUUCUCUACAUCGUCGACGCGAGCGAGCAGUGCGGGUACACCAUCAAGCAGCAAGCCGACCUCUUCCACUCCAUCAAGCCGCUCUUCGCGAAUAAGCCGCUGGUCAUCGCCGUGAACAAGGUUGACGUGCGUAAGCUGGAGGAUCUCAAGCCGGAGGAUGCGGCGCUCAUCGCGGGGAUGCGCGCGGCGGUGCGCGGGCCCGCGGCGCUCACCCUGGGCGAGGAGGAGGAGCUCCCGUGCAUGAGCACCCUCUCCGAGGAGGGCGUGAUGGAGGUUAAGCGCGUGUGCUGCGACAAGCUGCUCGCCGCGCGCGUCGAGCAGAAGCUGGCGAGCCGACGCGCGGGCGAGGUGCUCAACCGCCUGCACGUCGCGCAGCCAAAGCCUAGGGACAACAUCUCCAGGCCCGCCGUCAUCCCCCACUCCGUCGCCAUAAACAAGGCGAAGAAGGCGAGCGGCGAGCUCAAGAUUGUCACGGAGAAGAUGCUGCAGGAGGAAAACGGCGGCGCCGGCGUGUACAACGCGGACCUUCGCAAGAACUACCUCCUCGACAACGACGACUGGAAGUACGACAUCAUGCCCGAGAUUUACAACGGCAAGAACGUCGCCGACUUCAUCGACCCGGAGAUCGACGAGAGACUCGCCGAGCUCGAGCGCGAGGAGGAGGAGCUCGAGGCAAAGUUCCAGGAGGACAAGGCGGCGGCGGAGAUGGAGAUGGAGCCUGACCUGGACGACGAGGAGAAGGAGCUGCUCGGGCAGGUUCGCGCCAGGCGGGCGAAGCUGGUGUCAGAGCACAGGCGGAAGAAGAGCGUGGCGAACAACGUCCCGACGAUGCGUCGCGAUCGCACGAGCGACCCGGAGAGGCGGCUCACCACCACCCGAAUGAAGGAGAGCCUGGGCGCGAUGGGCAUCGACACCACGCUCGCGGUCGCCAGGGCGCGGUCCGCGAGCGCCGUGCGGGAGGGACGCAAGCGCUCGCGCUCGCUCGCGGGCAACGGCGGCGACGAGGACGUGGACGCGAUGGACGCGGACGGAGAGGAGAAGCCGAGGGUGCACUCGAGCAAGAGCCGCAGCGUGUCGGUGGCGAGGAGGACGUCCAAGAGCAAGGGGGCGGGUCUCAGGGACGAGUCGGAGAAGAUGCGCGCGCAGAAGCUGGCGGACAAGGCGCAGCGGAAGAUGAACAAGCGGGCCAAGACGGGCGAGGCGGACCGCGUCAUCAUCACCAAGAUGCCCAAGCACCUCUUCUCGGGCAAGCGCGGCAACGGGAAGACGGAUCGGCGCUAA
Micromonas commoda is the source of this 2028-nucleotide messenger RNA. RefSeq lists its product with no specific name. Gene Ontology annotation, molecular function: RNA binding; GTPase activity; GTP binding. Gene Ontology annotation, biological process: ribosomal large subunit biogenesis. Lineage: Eukaryota; Viridiplantae; Chlorophyta; Mamiellophyceae; Mamiellales; Mamiellaceae. The coding region runs from base 1 to 2028 and encodes 675 amino acids. The transcript is spliced from 2 exons. The record is from RefSeq and is a predicted model, not a curated record. Gene Ontology annotation, cellular component: nucleolus.